Messenger RNA from Vicia faba (fava bean), 1335 nucleotides. The record is from the annotation of a GenBank genome assembly. Lineage: Eukaryota; Viridiplantae; Streptophyta; Magnoliopsida; Fabales; Fabaceae.
AUGGCCACACCAAACGUUGAAUACACUACAAGCUUCACACACACUUUGAGAACCAUGGUUAAGAAACUAUGGACUAAGUUAGUAAAGUUCACAAAAUUUAUAAAAGAGAUUGGCCAAGAUGACCCUAGAAGGUUUAUUCAUUCCUUCAAAGUUGGAUUAGCAGUUGUUUUGAUUUACAUUUUGCAUCAUUUUCGUCCCUCUUUCUAUGGUUUUGGUGACAACAUUAUUUGGGCUGUUCUUACCGUUGUUAUUGUCCUUGAACUUUCUGUGGGUGCAACACUCGGAAAAGGUUUCAAUCGAAUGUUGGCGACAUGGUUAGGAGGCGCUCUCGGUGUUGCAAGUAAUAAAAUCGCCAUUCUUUGUGGAGAUAAGGGAAGAGUCGUAAUGACUUCAAUCUUUGUCUUUGUAAUAGCUGAAAGAGUGACAUUUAUGAGAUUUUCACCAAAAUUGAAGGCAAGAUAUGAUUAUGGGAUGAUCAUAUUCAUCUUAACAUUUUGUUUGGUAUCUCUUUCGGAUGUGAGUGGAAAUGAACUUCUAGAAAUGGCAUAUGAAAGGUUAUUAACAAUUAUAAUUGGAAGCUCUAUAGCUAUUACAGUGUGCAUUUUCAUAUGCCCUGUUUGGAUUGGAAAAGAUCUUCACAAUAAAAUUGCUGGCAAUAUUGAAAAAGUUGCUGACUUUUUAGAAGGAUUUGGAGAUGAAUACUUCAAUGAUACAGAGAAUUCAGAAGACGAAAAUAAUAAAGAAUUUCUUCACAAAUAUAAAAGAGCUCUCUCCUCAAAAAAUAGUGAAGAAACAAUGGCGGUUUUGGCAAGAUGGGAACCUCGUCAUGGCCGGUUUAGAUUUCGCCAUCCUUGGAAGGAAUACUUGAAAAUUGGAAACUUGACACGGUUUUGUGCAUACAAAGUCGAAGCACUUAGUGUAUAUCUUCACAAUUCUAAAACUCCAUAUGAAUAUCGAAGUAGGAUUCAAGAACCAUGCACGGAUAUUAGCAUGGAAUCAGGGAAGGCCUUAAAAGAAGCAUCAUUGAUGAUUAAAAAAAUGUCAAAGUCAUCAAGUCCAAAAGUGCAUGUUUUAAAUGCAAAAAAUGCUGCUGAAUCUCUUAAAUCUGUAUUAAGAACAAAUCCAUGGGAAGGUGCUGAUCACUUGGAGAUUAUACCAGCUUCUACGGUGGCAUCAUUGCUUAUUGAUAUUGUGGUUUGUGUUGAGCAAAUUUGUGAAGCUGUUGAAGAAUUAGCAUCACUUGCAAAUUUUGUGCCUUCUGAGUCACUUCAUAGGGGAGUGGUGCAGCCGAUUUCUGAUAGCGACGGUUCGGUUCAUGUAGUUAGUGUUGCCUAA